AUGACAAUAGAGCCUCUUAGAAUUGUAAAGAAGCAACAAAAUAAUAGUUCGCCGCCACAAUUACCUCAACCAAUUGGGAAUAUGCUUCAAGAUCUGGCGUUAAAUGAGCAGAAAGUAGAAGAUAGUGCAAUACAUGAACCAACCUACUGUUGUGUAAUUCAUUCAUUUUCUAUUGAACAGUCAGAUGCAUCGUACUUAAGAAUGGAACAGGAUCAAAUCAUACAUGUUCAUUUCCAACAUUUUAGUGGAUGGGCAGAUGGAACAUUAAUUGAAACAAAUACACGGGGAUGGUUUCCACUUAAAUAUACAGAACCAUACACUUUGAUUGCAGUUAGACCCGUGGUUACAGCGAGCAAUGGAUUGUAUACACUUUUUUUGGCCUCUAAAACUGAAGAAUAUAUUACCGGAGUAACUGGUUUGAUAUCAGGUGUUCGAGAGCUUUUAAUGCGGACAAAUACAUUAACAUAUGAUUCAUUAGUCAUAAAUAACAAUCCUGCUGCUUGUCAUAAGCGAAAGCUUUUAUUAAGUGGACUUAACAGACUUAUUAGUUUUGCAAAAAAUAUAUCAGAAGAGUCAUCAGUACAUCCUAUCAAUAAAGAUAUUUCCAAAGAAUUAGUAUUUCAGUUAGAUAAAAUUGUUUUAUGGUCAAAACAGCUUGCACAUUUAAUCGGGCCAGAGAAGAGGGCCUAUAAUGAAUCGAUAUUACUACCAACGUCCACAUUAACUAAAGAAUUUCCUAGUGAUGUAUAUGCUCAUCAUAAAGUUACAUCAGCGGAAUCUUUUAUUGUAUCAUUAGAAGAUCAAAUGGACAAAUUAUACAAUGUUGAUUCAAAUAUUCCUCAAUUAUCAAACAGUUCAUUUCAUUCUCAAACAUGCUAUAAUCCGGCAAGUGCAUUUCAUAACCUAAUUACUAUAAACGAUGAAUUUCUUUCUAAUCUUGCAUCACUUAUUGGACAUCUUCACUUGCAUUCUCAUGCAUCUAGUCAACUUCUUGAUACAAUUAAACAAUGCAUUUAUGCUGCUCGAAAGCUUCUUUCAGUUAUUGAACAAAUUUUAACUAAAUAUCCGAAUACACAACUAUAUAUUGCAAAAGAAGGUUUUAAUUCAAAGACAACAUCUUUUAUAGCCACUGCAAAAAAAGUAAUCACAGCUCACUAUUCUACUUCAAAUGAUAGUAAUAAAGGAAGUGUUGUCGAUGAAUUAGAAUGCAAACAACUAAUGGAUUCUGCUGCAAGUUGUGUUCACGAUGCUGGUCAAUGUGUCACUAAAGCAAAAUUUAUCCUUAGGACAACAGGAGAUUUUAAUAUUCCCGUGUUUUUCCCUAAACAAAAAAGCAGCGUACAAUUGCUGCCAAUUAGCGCAUUUUCUUCAAGGAAUUCACAAAUUUCAGAUGAAAAUAAAUUACGUCGGGAAACAUAUAAACCAUAUAAUAUUUUUUCUACUUCUCAAUCUGAAAAACCUUCAUUAAAUAUCUUAAGGAAACAUCAAAAUGAGCAUUUACCAUCUUAUCCUGAAAUAUCUUCUCGAGAAUCUAUAAAUCAUGAAAAUCACUCUUACAUAAGCAAUGAUACAGAAUUUGAUGUUAGACAGGAACCUGAUAAAUGUUUUAGGGAAAAUUUGGUAUUACCUCGUUUGUUAUCAGCAAAAUCGUCUCCUAUAUUAUCUCAUUCAUAUUCAUCUGCUUUAGAAUGUAAUGAAAAAACAGCAUUGGAUAAUAGAUUGAAAACUCUCCAAGAUCUUCCUAGUGGGACAGCAUCUAGCUUUGCUAGCAGUGAAAGGUUUUCUAUCACAUCUAGUUAUACAGAGCAUAUAAGCUCUCCUGCAACUAGUCCCGAGCCUAUUGAGCUAGAUAAUACUUCCAGAGAAAAAGAGAAGAAUUCCAAACAUAUUUUAUUCAACCAAGAAGGACAGGUUAUUGGUGCAUCUUUAUAUGCCCUGGUUGAAAGAAUGACAUUGCAUGAUACAACACCGGAUGCCAUUUUUUCAUGUACUUUUUACCUCACAUUUCGUCUUUUUACUACUCCUCGUGAUCUUGCUAUAGCAUUAGUAGAAAGAUUCCCUACCAACAAGCCAAUCAAUGCGGAUCAUAACUGGGAUCAAUAUUACGCUAUACCUAUAAGAUUAAGAGUCUAUAACGUAUUUAAGACCUGGAUAGAAAGUUAUUGGCAUAAAGAUUCUGAUGAAGAUGCUCUUGAUAUUAUUAAAGAUUUUAUUUCUCAAUGUCUUAUUAAAUAUCUUCCGCAAGUAAGUACGCGUUUAGAAGAGUUGAUUAAUAAAGUUCUUUCUAAAACUGCAUCGAAUAAUCAUUUUUUGAAUAUCUCGAGGAGAUUAUAUAAUUCGUCUAAUAGAUCUUUGUGUUCGGAUCUUUCUAUGCCAUCUGCUAUUAUUUCAAAAAAUUUGCUCACACAAUUAAGGACUACAUCAUUGAAUGAUAAUCCAGAUGCUUUUAGUAUAACCGAUUUUGAUCCUCUUGAAAUUGCUCGUCAGCUUACUCUAAAAGAAUCUAAACUGUUUUGUUUAAUUUUACCAGAAGAAUUAAUUAAAUUAAGAGCCUCGCGGAAAACCGAUACAUAUACAACUGUUAAAGCAAUGGCUGCUUUAAGCACAGAUAUCGCUGGUUGGGUUGCAGAAAGCAUUUUAUCCCAAAACGAUAUAAAAAAACGUGCUCAUGUAUUAAAACAAUGGAUAAAAAUAGGAAACAAAUGCUUGGAACUAAAUAAUUAUAACACAUUAAUGGCAAUUCUUAGUGCUUUAAAUUUAUCUACCAUAUCUCGUUUAAAAAAAACAUGGAACACAUUAUCUACAAAAUCAAAAAAUAUUUUUGAAAAUCUUCGAUCUAUAACAGAUUAUUCUCGUAAUUAUGCGCUCUACAGAUCUCGUUUAAAGGAGCAUAUACCUCCGUGCCUACCGUUUCUUGGUUUAAUUUUAACAGAUAUUACAUUUAUUGAAGAAGGGAAUCCAUCAUAUCGUCCUUUUAAAAAUUCUACAACAGCGAAGCAUUCUAUUCAACUUAUUAACUAUGAUAAAUAUAUCAAAAUCUACUCAAUAAUUUCUAAACUUCAACAUUUUCAAGAACCAUAUAAACUUGAAUUUGUUGAAGCGUUGCAAACAUGGAUUGAAUCACAAAUAUCACGUAUACGUACAAAAGGACAGAACAAUGUGACUGAGCUCUGGAGAAGGUCACUUGCUCUAGAGCCAAAAACGCAUUCUCAAUCUUUGCAACAAAAUGAUCAAAUAAAAAAUGAUACAGGUAGUGGUAUAUUUAUUGCUGAGAAGAUAUAUCGGAAUUCUGACGCAAAAAAGAGCUAUUAUAAUAUUAAAUUCCCUAUCGAUUGGACAGUAAAUCCACUAGUUAGACAAGUUAUAUAACUAAAUAUUUUUUAAAAGACAUCACAUAUUUUUGAUUACGAUACUAAACAUAAAUUCACACGAAUAA
Molecule: messenger RNA, 3436 nt
Organism: Pneumocystis murina B123
Lineage: Eukaryota; Fungi; Ascomycota; Pneumocystomycetes; Pneumocystales; Pneumocystaceae
Exons: 3
Coding region: 1-3369 (1122 amino acids)
Biological process (GO): positive regulation of GTPase activity; Ras protein signal transduction
Cellular component (GO): plasma membrane
Molecular function (GO): protein binding; guanyl-nucleotide exchange factor activity
Source: RefSeq, a predicted model, not a curated record